Messenger RNA from Symbiodinium natans, 345 nucleotides. NCBI's taxonomy places the organism in Eukaryota, Dinophyceae, Suessiales, Symbiodiniaceae. The record is from the annotation of a GenBank genome assembly.
AUGGAAGUCCGUGCCAGCAUCCAGGACGAGACAGACUUUGCUUCCUGGCUCUUCCUUUGUUGCCAGCUCGAAAGUGAUGCUGUGAGAUGGCCGCCGGUGGAGCUGGUGGAGAGCAAGGAUGAUGGGUCCGGCGAGAAGCAGGUUCACCGCCUGACAGGCAAGGAGUAUUUCAAGUUCGGCAAGCUGCCGUCGAAUGCGGUGGUCGCCAUGCAUCCUUCCACGUCGCGAGAGCAUGCGAUCGUCUUGCAUACCAAGGCAGAGGCGGGAGCUGUUUCACCUGAAGCCUGUAUGUUUGAUUUGGGCCCUUUGAUCAAAAGACGUGCAAGUAGGUGGCUAUUGAUUUGA